Cajanus cajan (pigeon pea) is the source of this 1299-nucleotide messenger RNA. The record is from RefSeq and is a predicted model, not a curated record. Lineage: Eukaryota; Viridiplantae; Streptophyta; Magnoliopsida; Fabales; Fabaceae.
AUGAGUGGGGUGAGUGAACAAACACCUAGCAUGGACAGUUUCUUAUACCUCCAUCCGAGCGAGAAUCCAGCAAUUGCUCUUGUCUCCCCAGUUUUAGAUGCCAGUAACUAUCAUUCAUGGAGCAGAUCCAUGAUGACUGCCUUGAGUGCUAAGAAUAAGGUAGAGUUUGUGGAUGGAAGUGCCCCUGAACCACCCAAGACAGAUCAGAUGCAUGGUGCAUGGCGUCGCUGCAAUAAUAUGGUCGUCUCUUGGAUUUCUUCCGCUGAUCAUUCUCUCUUCCUCCGCUUCAGUGGUAACACAACUACAGCUCUUCUUGUCUAUGUUGAUGAUAUUGUUUUAACAGGGAACAAUCUUGACGAGAUACGCCACAUCACGAAUCUCCUUGAUCAAACUUUCAAAAUAAAAGACCUUGGCAAUUUGAAGUUCUUUCUUGGCAUUGAAGUUGCUCGGUCCCGUAGCGGCAUUCACCUCUGUCAACGAAAAUACACAUUAGAUAUGCUCUCUGAAUCCGGUAUGCUUGGUUCUCGUCCCACUUCAACUCCUAUGGAUUAUUCUACUCGUCUACAUGCCACCUCGGGUACCCCCUUAUCUGCUUCAUCUUCAUCUUCCUAUCGACGCUUAGUUGGACGCCUCAUCUACCUAACAAAUACGCGACCAGAUAUAUCCCAUGCUGUUCAACAAUUAAGCCAGUACAUGGCCAGCCCUACUACUGCUCACUCUCAAGCUGCAUUUCGCGUUCUCCGUUACCUCAAGGGCACCCCAGGUUCUGGUGUCUUUCUUUCUGCCACUGGCAAUCUUCAACUCAAAGCAUUCAGCGAUUCUGACUGGGCCGGAUGUAGUGAUUCUCGACGCUCAAUCACGGGUUUUUCCAUCUACCUUGGCGACUCUCUUAUUUCUUGGCGCUCGAAGAAACAAUCUACCGUCUCUCGCAGCUCCUCUGAAGCUGAGUAUCGAGCUCUAGCUUCAACAACGUGUGAACUCCAGUGGCUCACUUAUCUUCUUCAAGACAUUCAUGUGCCUUUUGUCCAGCCGGCUAUUCUUUAUUGUGAUAACCAAUCAGCGAUACAAAUAGCUUCUAAUCAAGUUUUUCACGAAAGAACUAAGCAUAUUGAAAUAGAUUGUCAUAUUGUCCGUGAGAAAGUUAACAGUGGCCUACUAAAAAUUUUGCCUAUUUCCUCUUCCAUGCAGCUCGCAGAUAUUUUUACUAAAGCUUUAUCUCCAUCCAUCUUCCAAGGCUUUUGUUCCAAGCUAGGAAUGAUGAAUAUACAUUCCCAGCUUGAGGGGGGCUCUCAACAGUAA